This is a messenger RNA of Giardia duodenalis, 396 nucleotides long. RefSeq names its product Iron-sulfur cluster biosynthesis protein IscA. Gene Ontology annotation, cellular component: mitochondrion. Gene Ontology annotation, biological process: iron-sulfur cluster assembly. The transcript has a single exon. The record is from RefSeq and is a predicted model, not a curated record. NCBI's taxonomy places the organism in Eukaryota, Fornicata, Diplomonadida, Hexamitidae. The coding region runs from base 1 to 396 and encodes 131 amino acids. Gene Ontology annotation, molecular function: iron ion binding; 4 iron, 4 sulfur cluster binding; 2 iron, 2 sulfur cluster binding.
AUGCUGCCAGCGCUUAUUACCCCGUUGGUUCGUAGUCUGACAAAGAAUGGGAUAAAGAUUACUGACGCUGCUGUGAGCAGCCUCAGGAACAUUCUUAAGCCCUCCGAAUUCCUUCGCGUCAAUGUAAUGACAUCUGGCUGUGCAGGCCUAACCUAUAAGUUUGCUGUAGAUACGGACCGGCGAAAGGACGAUGAUGUGACGAAAAAGGGAGGCGUUGAGCUGCGUGUUGACAAUAAGGCUCUAGCAUAUGUUAAGGGGUCAACGAUCGAUUUUAUCUCGGAGCCGUUCCGUCAGUACUUCGUCCUCAAAGACAACCCUCAGUCUAGCGGCAGCUGCUCGUGUGGGGAAAGCUUUGAGAUCCCGGGCCUUGAUAUUGUCCCGACUCCCUGCCAUUAA